Molecule: messenger RNA, 10688 nt
Organism: Corythoichthys intestinalis (scribbled pipefish)
Lineage: Eukaryota; Metazoa; Chordata; Actinopteri; Syngnathiformes; Syngnathidae
Gene: ugdh
Product: UDP-glucose 6-dehydrogenase
Exons: 15
Coding region: 97-1587 (496 amino acids)
Biological process (GO): glycosaminoglycan biosynthetic process
Cellular component (GO): nucleus
Molecular function (GO): UDP-glucose 6-dehydrogenase activity; NAD binding
Source: RefSeq, a predicted model, not a curated record
GUCACUAGUAAGUCAACUACAACGACUCAUCACUGACAGAGCCGCUUCUCAUCAGUAGAAGGAUUGAAGCGGACCAUUUAAGAGAACACGCGAAAGAUGUUCGAAAUUAAAAGAAUCUGUUGCAUUGGUGCCGGCUACGUGGGAGGCCCAACAUGCAGUGUGAUAGCCCAAAUGUGUCCAGAGAUCACCGUGACUGUUGUCGAUAUCAACGAGUUCCGAAUCAAUGCCUGGAACUCAGACACGCUUCCCAUAUAUGAGCCUGGCCUGAAAGAGGUGGUUGAAUCAUGCAGAGGGAGGAACUUAUUUUUUUCCACAGACAUUGACUCAGCCAUUAGGGACGCUGACCUUGUUUUUAUCUCCGUAAACACCCCCACCAAGACCUACGGCAUGGGGAAAGGCCGUGCCGCCGAUCUCAAGUAUAUUGAAUCGUGCGCUCGGAGGAUUGUGGAGGUAUCUGAUGGCUACAAGAUAGUCACAGAGAAAAGCACUGUCCCGGUGCGAGCUGCUGAGAGCAUUCGCCGGAUCUUCGACGCAAACACCAAGCCUAGCCUCAACCUACAUGUGUUGUCCAACCCUGAGUUUCUUGCUGAGGGAACAGCGGUGAAGAAUUUGAAGGAGCCUGACCGCGUCUUGAUUGGUGGAGAUGAGACACCAGAGGGUCAAAGUGCAAUCAAAGCAUUAUGUGCCGUGUAUGAACACUGGGUGCCCAAGGCCAGAAUCAUCACCACUAACACGUGGUCAUCAGAGCUGUCCAAACUGGCAGCAAAUGCAUUCCUAGCGCAGCGAAUCAGCAGCAUCAACAGUAUCAGUGCGCUGUGCGAGGCCACCGGGGCUGAUGUGGAGGAGGUCGCUAAGGCCAUUGGCAUGGACCAGAGAAUAGGCAGCAGCUUUCUCAAAGCCAGCGUGGGUUUUGGUGGAAGCUGUUUUCAGAAGGAUGUCCUCAAUCUGGUUUAUUUGUGUGAAGCCUUAAACCUGCCUGAGGUCGCAUCCUACUGGCAACAGGUGAUUGAUAUGAAUGAGUACCAAAGACGUCGGUUUGCCUGUAGGAUCAUUGACUGCCUCUUCAACACAGUGACAGGCAAAAAAAUUGCUCUGCUGGGCUUCUCUUUCAAAAAAGACACUGGAGACACGAGAGAGUCAUCCAGUAUUUACAUCUGCAAAUAUCUGAUGGAUGAAGGGGCGAAACUAUUCAUCUAUGACCCAAAAGUUCUUAAACAGCAAAUUAUUCAGGACCUUAAACAGCCCAGCAUCUCCGAAGACAAACCUGAAAGAGUUUCAGAGCUGGUGACAGUGACCACGGACCCUUACGAGGCUUGCAAGAGUGCACACGCAUUAGUCAUCUGUACCGAGUGGGACAUGUUUAAGGAACUGGAUUAUAAGAAGAUUUACAAAACCAUGCUCAAGCCAGCCUUUAUAUUUGAUGGUCGCAGAGUGCUGGACCACCUCCACGCACACCUUCAGGACAUCGGUUUCCAGAUUGAAAUCAUCGGGAAGAAACUGGCUGCAGCACGAGUUCCUUACACUCCUGCUGCUGUAUGUCCCCCCAUUAAUGCCAAUGAGCCUUCUGUCAAGAAAGCCAAAGUUUAAAACUGUUUGCAUGCAAUGCAUUCCACCUCCAACCGUUUGACAAAUUCAACAGCAAUGUCCAAUGGUAGCUCCUGAGUUACUUUGCUGUCAAAUCCUGCCUUAAAAUCUAUAGCGAGUCAUACAAGCCAUAUGAGUUAAGGCUCCGCUGUAGUGGGUUGACAAGUUCAAUCUUCAGUCUCGAAUUUUUAUUUACGUUUAAAUCUUUCUAAACACACUAAUGUAAAUUCAUUCCUAUGAUAUUGAUCAAGCAAUUUUACAUGUAGUCAAUUAUAGGUGCACAUUUCACCAUUUUAAGUAUCAUUCCAGCUGUUAUUUUUGUACAAUUUUAUAAUUUUUUUAAUAAAUCAUAAUGCUGUACGUGUCCGCUGUAUAUAAAGGGCAAAUGCAAUAAAAUCAACAAUUCCUGAAUGAGUAAGUCUUUAAUUUAAAAAAUAUACCACUUCAAAUAAAAUGUUAUGAGUCUAGGUAUAUAUCUGGAGUGCUCAAACUUUUACAUGCCGCUGUGUAGUUGGAUGGGAGUUGGAAGUUUGGUCACACAAGAUAUAGCAGUUUUCAUGGUACUUAAAAAGUGUCGAAAACACUAUGAUUUAUGGUACAAAGAUAUUACAAAAGUACAUCUGAAAUAACAUGUACAAAUUAUAACAGAAAUUCAUUGCAGACAUUGGCUUCUUUAAAUAUUGUGCAUUCCAAAAGAACAUGUUGAAAUAACCCUACCAGCAGCAGCAGUGGCAAGCAUCAAAAGUGUUCUUAAAUACAUUUAAAAUGGUGGGGAUGGGAUGUGAUUAGAAGUAGGGAUGCCCCAAAAAGUGCGGCCAAAAGUUUGUUUCGAAAUGAAACUCUUUUGCUAUUGAAAGAAAACAGGAAACAGUCUGGCUUCUCAUUGUUUGUGCAUUCUGCAGUCUACUGUUCUUAAUUUUCUCUGAAAAAUUUCCACACUUGAGGCAGUUGCACCUAGCAGCACUGAUCUACGGGUGACUCCCAAAUUCCCAGUGAAAAGGUUUUACAGGAGUAUAGACUUCAGAGGGGAAAAUCAUCCUAAUUUUACUCCAUUGUAUGUUUUAUUUUCUAAAAUAUAUACCGUACAUGCGGAGUCUAUUUCUAUUUACAGUAAAUUAUUUCACUGAUUUUCACUGAUUCAAAUGUGCCAGGAGCUCACAUUCCUGCAAGUGCUGCAAAGUGCAAAAAAUCAUCCAAGCAAAUAAUUAUUAAUUAAAAAGAAAAAAUCAUGUAUUGUAAUGUAUUUCAGUGUUUUGGAUUUUGUUUCUUCAUCUCACUUUUGGCUGAGAAGUUUAAUUUCAGUGCAUCCCUAAUUAAAGGUCCCUGAGCUGCAAAGAAUGCAGCUUUAUUUUCUCUGCAUGGACAGUUGACACCUAGGUAGUCAUCUAUAUACCUGCUGGCCUCUCCCCGCUCAUCUUCUCUUUAAUUAUCUCUUGAAAUAGUCCAUGAUGGAUGUUGUGUUUUCAAGCUCACUGCCCCCUUCUAUUAUUUUUUUUUUAAAGUCACUUUGGUGUGCAUUUUAUUUUCUGAAAAUGUUCUGCAUUGUGUGUAUGCUGCAGUUUGAAGCGAUGCAUUGUGUCAGCAAUGUAUAUGUGUUUAUAGAGAGCUGCCAGGUUUGUUGCGCUUCAUUCUUCUAUGACAGCUUCUGCUUUUUUCUUCUUAAGCAAAUUCUUCAGGAAGAACUCUCCUGUAGAGUGGAGACAAAUGGUUAACUCAUUCGUGCAGGAAUUAACCAUUUCUUUUCAGUAAAUGUUUUUAUUACAUUCAUAUUGGACGGGGGUCUCAAAAUUGCGGCCCAAAGGCCAAUUCCGGCCUAUGGCACGAUAUUGUGAGGCCACUAUUUGACAUCCAAUUGUAGUAGUAGAAAUAGUUUCGGCCACAUGUAAUUUGCAAUGGGAGAUAAAUAUAUUUUAUAUAAAUAAUUGUAAAUAAAAUAAAUGAAAUCAUUGAAGGAUCCACUUUGGAAAAACAAUUUAAAGAGACUGUACAGAGUUGUCCCUUUCUAACUCGAAACUGCUACCUCCGGCAUGAAGCGUAACUGCAGCUUGUGCAUGGUGCGCAUGCUUGUACGAGCACGAACACAAAGCAACGAGCGUUUUGCCCAUAAAAUCAUUUUUAAAAAAAGUUAGUAGCAAGUCUCAAGUGGGUUAUAAAAGUGUUUUUGCAAAGCAGAGACUAGGCGCAGCCUCUGUAAAACAGCGCUGCUGCUGCGGGGACGUGUGUGGACGUGCACAAGCGCGUGUUCACCUUCUAUUAAAGGUAGGGUUGUUCCAGGGGCGGACUGGGACUAAAAAGCAGCCCUGGACUUUGACUCAGCCCAGCCCACAAGAAUCGCUAUACGAAGGGAAACACAGAUCCCCUAGGGGGGUCCGGGGGCAUGAAACCCAACCAACCCCCCCGGGGGAAAAUUUUUUUUUUUUUACAUUUUAUUGUAAAAUGCAUUAAUUUCGUGCACUUUGAGAGAAAAUGAAGAAAAUGUGUCUAGACUGUUACUGUCUGACUUGGGGCGCUCAAAGUACUGCAAGGCUGAACUGGAGUUGGGUUCAUUUUCUGUACUAGCUCUAUGCUCAACCUGAAUAAACAAAUGAAAGAAUUUAUUUUUCAAAUCAAGUUUUAUGUAUCCAAUUGAUUAUAAUAUAUCUCUAUAUAUCUCUGUCUCUAAAAUGAUUUCAUUUUUUAUGCCACAAUUCAGUGGUCUCCAAACUAUUCCACAUAGAGCCGCAGCGGGCGCAGGAUUUCAUUCCAACAAAACAAGACAACACCUAUGCACCAAUCUGGUGUCUUACAAGUGUAGUCAGUUGAUUGCAGUCAGAUGCUGCUUGUUUUAGCAGAAACUUCAUUGGUUAAACUGUCGCUACUCGAUCGGUUGAAACAAAAACCAGGCUCCACAGCGGCCCAUGAGGACCGGUUUGGAGACCCCUGUCAUAAUUAAUCUUGCCAUACAAAUAAUAAAUUUCAAUGAAAAUACAAUAAACACUUCAAGACAAAUCCUGUAUACAUAACCUUCAUUGGAAAGUAUUAACCAGAAAACAAAACGAUAUAUAAAUGACUAAAAAUAUAUAUCAUAUCAAUUUAACUACCUAAACUUUAAACUAAAACCAAUCUUUUUAUUAAUAUUUUGUUAUAUUUCUUCUGAAUUAAUAUUGCAGCUGCGUGUGCAUACGUUGUUUUACAGCUAAAAUAUUUUUUCUUAGGAGAGUGAUAGUAGGACUAGCAUGCUCUAACUUGACACGAUUGCAGAUGGACUAGCUGGCACUAACCCUUUAACUGUCAUUUAUUCCAUUUAAAAUGUAGCUACCUGGUGGAUAACAAUUGGCAGUAUACCGAGCAAGUGACCCUCUUCAUCCCUUUUUACUUGCCCUGCGCUUGUCUGGGGAACUUCCACCAGCUUAUCAUUAACCCCUCUCUCUUCUUUUCUCUCUCCCCCUGCACCGGCUGCACGCCAGAGCGGCUGCCGCUCCCCCUCUCACCAUCGCCGGGGGCUGGGCUGCUGUUACCCGACGUGGCCGUUGCAGCCAGACUGCUGCUUGCGAAAAUAUUUGUCAACUUAUGACAUUUUUAUGCUUCGCCCUCCAGUUUCUUUAAUUUUUUUUUCUCCCUAACCUUCUCCGCGCCACCCUUCUCUUUUCUUUUUUUGUCACCACAUCCACAUUAUGCAUUAACGCUUCUCGCUAUUUUGCUUCCACAAGGAACCAAUGAAGGCUACUCUGUGCUUUCUUCGUUCUUCUAUAAGACUGGCGAUUGCUGCCACCUGUCGGAUUGGAUGCGAACUGUAGAUAAUCAGAGGCUAGGGGGGAUAAAAACAGUCAUGUAUAAUGAAUGGCGGCCGCCGGCCGUUCUGUGAUCCUCCAGAACCCACAGAUUACCAGUCCGCCCCUGGGUUGUUCCGAUCAUGUUUUUUUGCUCCGAUCCGAUCCCGAUCGUUUUAGUUUGAGUAUCUGCCGAUCCCGAUAUUUCCCGAUCUGAUUGCUUUUUUUUGCUCCCGAAUCAAUUCCAAUCAUUCCCGAUAAUUUUUCCCGAUCAUAUACAUUUUGGCAAUGCAUUAAGAAAAAAAAUGAAUAAAACUCACGCUUAACGCCCUCCGCUUAAAAUAAAGUUACACGACGUCACUUCCAUGUUCCAAGUUUUUUUCGGUGCCACACUUUGUGAGUGCGACAAUAAAUGGCAGGGGAGGAUGUUUGUUGUGAUUAUGAACCAAUCUUUAAACCAAAACUAAAGACUCUGGAUGAGUGUAAGACAUUUUGUCUGUAACGUUAAAUACAAUUAGAAAACGAUUUAAUUAAAAAAUAUAUAUAUAUUUUAAAAAAGGCCUGUCCGAUAUUUUUUUGCCGAUUCCGAUACUUUGAAAAUGACGUGAUCGGACCCGAUCGAUCGGGACAUCUCUAAUUAAAGGUAAGGAAAAGGGCUUUAAGGGGCAGUCUCUGUUAAUACGUCAAGUCUCUGUGUACUCAUCAAGGCGUUGGUGGCGCAUACAUGGAGUAGAAAAGUAUUUGAAUUAACUUUUAAACUCCCUAAAUCCCUUACAGGCCCUUUAAAUAGCAAUUAAAACAAAAAAUGCAAGUAAAAAAGCCAUUAGUAGUAAAGAAAAAAAAGGUAAAUAAUUCUAAACAUUUUUUCAAAAAUAAUUAAAAAAAUAAAAAGUGAAAAUUUCUAAUUUAAUUUUUUUUUUUUUCCCAAAUAAAAGUGGCUCGUGUGUAUUUUGGUCAGGGAUUUUUUUUUUUUUUUUAAUCGCUUGUGACUUCACAUAGCUUAACUCUGGCUGCCACUGGUGGCAAUAGACAUCCAAUUUUACUGGGAGGGACUGGAAGUGAUCAAAUGAUUGCUUGGACAGCUAUUGCUGUUAUUUCAAUGGGUGUUUUCAUUUUCAAUAUCGAUUUGCUGCUUAUACUAAUUACCACAAUACAUACAUACAGUAUGGGAAAACCCAUUUGCAGUGUAUCAAAUACUUGUUCUCCCCACUGUACAUGGCCUGGGCUAGCAGUGAAUUAGUUAGGCUAAUGAUAACUUUUGAAUAUAUAUCCACCGACGGGAUCACUGUCCCUGAGAGGGUUCAUUCAUAAUUCAGUAUCACUUCAAUAAAAAUGUGAUCCAAAUUUGGUCUUCUUGCAUUCCCAAGCCUCAUUUCUCACCUGCUUUGUAGGAGGAUCGAACCAGUGGCCCACUGGCAGUGUAGACAAACCCCAUGUCAUUGCCGACUUUCUCCCAAUAUGCAAACUUCUCUGGAGUUACAUAUUCUUCCACCUAAGUCCACAUACAAAUUUAUAGUUGACAUAAGGUCAAAUACAGUUUGGAUUGCUCUGGACUGCAUAUAUGUACUGUACCUUUAAGUGGCGUUUGGUGGGUUGCAUGUACUGUCCCAGUGUCAGGCAAUCCACUCCAGCUUCACGUAGCUCUGGAAAAUAAAAAAACUGUGUGACCUCCAAUCCUUUCAAACAAAAUAUCAAAGAUUUUCAGUGCACCUACCGUUAAGUGUAUUUUGUAUUUGUUGGUCAGUCUCUCCCAAUCCCAGCAUUAUAGACGUCUUGGUAAGUAAAGUAGGUUUGGCCUCUUUGGCGUGUUUCAGAACACUCAGGGAUUGGUCAAAGUUGGCUCUAGGGUCUCGGACAUGCCUAGAAUGACAGAGUGGGCGUGUUAAAAAGGCAGCUUUACCAAGCAUUUUAAAAAAAAAAAGAAAAGAAAAAAAAAAAGUAAAAUGAAUAUUAUAGGUCUUGGAGUUUCACCCCCUGAACAAAAAUGUGAGGUCUACUUUUCAUUUAUUAACUUACUUUCGCAGUUACACCACUGGUAAAAUGCAUUCACUGUAGAUAAAUGUGCUGUAUAAGUACUCUCCAUUUACCAUUGUACCAUAUUCAGUGGUUUUUAUUUUUAUAUACGAGUUCUAUCAACCUGAGACAAAUUCAUUUGUAAUUUUCUAUAUUUCAGAGUGUGUACUUUUUCUACUUCUACUGAAAGGUAACCUUCCAUUUCUAACCUUUCAUGUCAGGUUCACAAGACAAACUGCAAAAAUUUGAAUUGGACACAAGGUCACCUUUAAGCAAAAGGGGUUGCAUUAGUAAUAUUUACCUCUGCAGCUCACGGACCGUCUCCACGUUGUGCGCGUAUACAUCCAGACCUGACAGGGCGAUCUUCUCAACUGCUGCAAGGUCACCCCGGAAAUCAGGUGUCAGACAUUCAACCAGGAUCUGAGGAUUCCUAAAUGAAGCUUUUACUGUGGACAUACUGACACACAUUAACAAGCUGAACGUGAAGCUACAAGGGAAACACAAGUUUGUUCGUGAAAUGCAAGCAAACAUGUCCCUUCUCACACGACCCGGAAACGGCGCCACAGGAGUUGCAGUUGGAACUGAUUAUCUCCAAUGUGACAUGGUGUUAAAGGACAAGUUCAACUCCUUGAAACUGGAUGAGUUUUAUGCUUCAUUAAGUGCAGCCAAAUUUCCAAACAUUAAGAAGAUGGCACAGAGGAUGCUGUUGUUAUUUGGCUCUACAUAUGUGUGUGAACAGACUUUUAGUGUGAUGAACACCAACAAAGCACCCCACAGAUCCCAGAUGAGUGACGAACACCUCAGAUCUGUUCUGAGAAUUGCCACAACAGAAAUACCACCAGACUUCGAUGCACUGGCUAAAAUGGGUGAUCAACAACACUGUUCUCGUUAAAAGGAGAGAUGAUGACGCUUCAUCAAGUUCAUUUACCUUUCCUUCAGGUGAGAAACAGUCUUGGCGAAAUGCUCCGCCCCUCCAUCGGCAAUAUCUACCAAUGUCAAAGCAAGUGAGCACCACAUAGUCCAAGCCCCAUGCAACAAUGGCCUUUGCAGUGUUGUAGGGCUCUUCAGGGUCCAGAGGCGGUGGCAGACGAGCAGUCUUGACAGAACAAAAGCGGCAUCCACGGGUGCAUGUGUCUCCCAUAAGCUGGCCACGAGGAGAUAACGAACAAAACGUCAUAAACAACCUCAAGCAGCAUCACUGCACUUUCUAUUACUUCAAGAAAGCAUAUAGUAAAUGAAUUCUUUUCAUCCAUUGCGCGUUGGCAACGUAGAUCUUUUCAAACGAUGCAUUAAAAAAUGUAUACAAGUAUGUGUCCAAGUUGCAUGUUACAGACUGACCAUGAUGGUGGCUGUGGCUGUAGAAUACUCUCCUCCUCCCCAGCAUUCCCCAAUGUUAGGACACCUGGCUUCCUCACAUACCUAAAUGGGAUGAACUAAACUUAUAUAAAUUCUUGACAACUUAAUGUAGAGGGUCCAUUUAUUUCUACUUGCAAAUUGAUCAAAAUUUCUUUGUUAUACUUUGUGUAGCUUACAGUAUGAAGGUUGAGGUCUCUAAGAGAGUUCUUCAGCCUGUUGUAGUUUCUACCAAUAGGGAUUUCAGUCUUCAGCCAAGGGGGCAGCCGAAGCCUGCGAGAGGGAUUUUUAAAGCAGUGACAAGCAUUAAUAGGCACCGAUAUAGAAUGCUUUGAGGCUGUAAUGCAUUAUUAACAGACAUUAUUGUUCUUGAUUUCUAUUCAUAAUGUAAUUUCUGAGAUAACCGCCAUAUCUAAAUCCUCUCAUUCUUAAAAGAACUUGAACUGCUGAAUGUCAGCGCAUAGAAUACAUUCUGAUUUUUGAAACUCCUACACAAACCUGAAUAAAUGUUUUAUAUGUACCGUAUUGGCCCGAAUAUAAGACACGUGUUUUUUGCAUUGAAAUAACACUGAAAAAGAGGGGGUUCUCUUAUAUUCGCGGUCUAGAAAUUAUACCCAUUCACGACGCUAGAUGGUGCCAGAUAUUAUUGAAGCGAUGUUCUGACAUGACAGAUCUCGCUACUCUCCCCAUUCACGACGCUAGAUGGCGCCAGAUAUCAUUGAAGCGAUGUGCUGUCAUGACAGAUCUCAGCUGCUCUUUUUAGUUUAACCAGUUUGCAUUAUUUUAUUGCAAUGUUUUUCCUUAUUCAGAUUUGUUGCAAGACUACAGUUAUAGUUAGACUUCACUUUGAUGGUGAAUGCAGUUAUUGCAAUUUUGUUGUUUUAUCACAAUAGAUUGGUUUAUUUACAUUUCAAAAACCAGAAGCCAUUCAUUUACAAAUGUGAUUGCACUUUAGUUUAAAUAUUUAAAUGUUCAGAUAUUAAGAUUUGAAUGACGCAAAAUAACAUGCUUUUUCUCUCAAAUAUAUUGUUAUAAUCAUCUGUUUCGGAUGUACUGUAAUUAUUUUCUGUAUAAAAAUUAAUUUGGUGUUCAAAAAGUCUUUUUUCAAACUUGAGUCUUGAAAAAAGGGGGUCACCUUAUAAUCAGGGCCGUCUUAUAUUCGGGCCAAUACGGUAUAUUAGAAAUCAAUCGGGGUUUUAUUAAGAUAAUAAUGAGCGGUGUUGUUAUAACAGUGUUAGAGUAUAACGGGGUUACUAACGGUGUUAUUUUUGUCACUAGUAAGUAAUAGAAUUAAUUACUAUUCCCAUCUUUGCAACACCGUUACUGACGAUGUGAAGGCACGUGUUACUACAAUUUGGUUGAAUCACAGGCGAGAUGUCUGAGAGACACGGAAAGAGCAGAGCGGGAGGGGGGCGUGGGGAAGGGAGUUGUGACUCCGUUGCAAACGCGAUGCUAGGUGGCUCGGAUUAGCAUUUAGCGUGGCGAGCGUCAUCUUAAACUCCGGCAUUUUUUUUUUUUUUUUUUUUGUUAAAGUACACUUUGUGGCGUUCAGGUAGGUACAAUUAAUUGAAAAUAAGGGACUGUUUGCCUGUUGAGUAUAUAUCAUCAUCACCAUGUGCGCGUUAAUCCUUGUAGAUGCUACAAUAUAAUUUUUAUUUUUUUUCAUUACCAAAAAUAGUCACUUGCCCUACAUUUUCUUGAACAACGUAUCCAUAAACCUUGUGUGAUCUUUUUUUUUUUUUUUAAUAAAACAACUACAGCAAAGUAGGAGAUGGAAGCGAUUCAGAGCCUCACCUGCAUAUUGAAAAAUAUUUCUCUCCAGAAUAUUUGUGACAGUACACAGAAGUCAUGGUUCAGUACGUACCUCGGUACAGAGGUCACGGUUCGGUGCGGAUUCAGUUCAACAGGAAAAACAAAAAGGCUUUUUUUCUCACAGCAUUUGAAUGUUAAAGUUUGUAUAACAUUACACUCUUAUGUAGGUGACAUUUU